This is a messenger RNA of Mesorhabditis spiculigera, 198 nucleotides long. The record is from the annotation of a GenBank genome assembly. NCBI's taxonomy places the organism in Eukaryota, Metazoa, Nematoda, Chromadorea, Rhabditida, Rhabditidae.
AUGGUUGCCACCGAGGAUCAGAAGAUCUGGAUCGUCAUCUGGAUUAUCGUAUGUCCGCCGACGGCUGUGGCCUUAAUGACACGAGACGGUACCCAGGCAGCCAUCAAUUUACUUCUCUGUUUCCUGUUCUACAUCCCAGGCAUCGUCCAUGCGGUUUGGCUUUUCAUGAAGAGUGAUGAGUACCGCCCCGCCGUGCAG